CCUAAUCCGUGCCUCACCCCUUUUUCCAUCCCGCCUGUAAACCGCAACAUCUCGCGGCUGCGAGCUUUUCUCCUUUCUUCGCUUUCUGCUGCUUUAAAGCAACCGUCGGUAACGACCAUGUCUACCAACGAGCGCUUCGACUGCCAUUACUGCAAAGAAUCCCUGCUGGGGAAGAAGUACAUCAUGAAAGAGGACACACAGUACUGCACUAAGUGCUACGAGAGCCUGUUUGCCAACUGCUGCCAGAGCUGCUCCCUGCCCAUUGGCGCCAACUGCAAGGACCUGUCCUACAAGGACCGUCACUGGCACGAGGAGUGCUUCAAGUGCGCCAAGUGCAGCCGCUCCCUGGUGGAGAAGGCCUUCGCCGCCAAGGACGACCUGAUGCUGUGCACCGAGUGCUUCGCUCACGACUACUCGUCCAAGUGCGCCACCUGCAAGAAGACGGUCAUGCCAGGUUCCCGCAAAAUGGAGUACAAGGGAAAGAGUUGGCAUGAGACGUGCUUUCUGUGCCACCGCUGCCAGCAGCCCAUCGGAACCAAGUCCUUCAUCCCCAAAGACGACGGCUUCUUCUGCGUGGGCUGCUUCGAGAAGCAAUUUGCCUACCAGUGCUGCGCGUGUAAGAAGGCCAUCACCACGGGCGGUGUGACGUACCAGGACAAGCCGUGGCACCGCGAGUGCUUCCUGUGCAUCGGCUGCAGGAAGCAGCUGUCGGGCCAGCGCUUCACCUCCAGGGAAAACUACCCGUACUGCCUGGAGUGCUUCAGCGAGCUCUACGCCAAGAAGUGCGUGGGCUGCACCAAGCCCAUCACCAGCCUGGCCGGGGCCAAGUACAUCUCGUUCGAGGAGCGUCAGUGGCACAGCGAGUGCUUCACGUGCGGGCAGUGUUCCGUGUCCCUGGUGGGCCGAGGUUUCCUCACCCAGCGCGACAACAUCCUGUGCACCGACUGCGGACGCGAGAAGUGACAAGCUACGCUCAAAGGAGCAUCGAGCUAAUGUUUACGAAUGAGAGGCAGCGCAAAGAUCAACAAAGUGUCUUUAAACGGAAUGUUUGUACAACCCUUUGAGGCUUUUUGUUAAGUUUUACACUAGAUUUUAGUUGCACAGGCAAGUCUUUUUUUUCAUUGUCAAAGUGUUCACUAUGCAAUACCCUACCUACCAUACCUACUUACUUACCUACCCUACCUACUAUAUCAUACCCUACUUACAUAGAUACCCAUUCCUACCUAUCUACUUGUCUUAUCUACCAAGUCUAUCCUACCCUACUGUACUGACUAUAUUAUUGUCUACCUACCUAGUUAGUGACCCUACCUACUAUAUUGUAGCCGGCCAACCAACUCUCCCCUACCUACUAUAUUAUACCCUACCCAUUCAUACAUUGGCAACCAACACUACCUACCUACUUUAUAUUUCCCUACCGACCUACUUGUCCGACUUAACCACACUGCCUACUACAGUAUCUUACCUACCGACAUACCAAAUCUCCCCAACCAACUAGAGUAUAUUUUACCCUACCUGCCUGCUUGCCCUGUUUACAUACUCUGCAUUACCUAGCUGUAAUAUCAACCUACCUGCUUGCCCUAUCUGCUGACUCUAAUUUACCCUACCUACAAUUAUACCAGAACUUCCUAUCUUUCCUAUCUACCUACCUUUCCUACCUACCUGCUUUACUCUGUUUACCAUCAUACUUACUCACUUGCCCUCUAUACGUACUCUAUCCUCCCAUACCAACUGUAUCAACCCUGACCUAUCUACUUGCCCUAUCUACCUUCUCUACCUUACCUACUGUAUUAUACAUUUCACACUACCUACUUGCGUAUGCUAUCUUGUUACUCUCCCCUACCUACCAUAUUACACCCCAUGUACCUAACAUCUUGUUUUUCCUAUUAUAACCUACCGACCUACUUUCAUUAUGUACCUAUUCUCCCCUAUCUACUACAUUUAUUUUGUUGCAUUUGCCUGCUUUGAAGCUAAUUGUAGAAAAAAAAAACUAGAAUGGCACUUAGUGGCAUGCAUAUCAACAUCAAAUUGUACACUUUCACAAAGGCCUUAAUAAACGCAGUUUUGUAUAAACGCAGACACUGAAAGAGGGAGGGAGAAAUUAAU
This is a messenger RNA of Phycodurus eques (leafy seadragon), 2103 nucleotides long. RefSeq names its product four and a half LIM domains 5 (gene fhl5). Bases 118 to 963 code for a protein of 281 amino acids. The transcript has 5 exons. Gene Ontology annotation, molecular function: transcription coregulator activity. The record is from RefSeq and is a predicted model, not a curated record. Gene Ontology annotation, cellular component: nucleus; Z disc. Lineage: Eukaryota; Metazoa; Chordata; Actinopteri; Syngnathiformes; Syngnathidae.